AUGGCCAAGCCACUGCUUGGCCGCAGGGCGUCGCAGGGCCCCGCAGGGCAGGGAGGGCCAGUGUUGCUGCCCCACGCCUGCGCAGCUUGCCCAGCCCCUGCAGGGGUCCCGAGAAAUGGCAGAUGGGAGGGCAGUUCCCACUCAGAAGGGUACGACAUCAUAGGAGUAACUGAAACAUGGUGGUACACCUCAAAACGACUGGGGGAUCGCAAUGGACGGUUACAAACCCUUCCGCAGCAACGCUUGCAAGAAUGGAAAUAUCUUCAGCAGAUGUAAAAUAUUGGGCUAAGAGAAAUUUGUGGAGAGCAGUAUAUAAUGGAAGUUACAAAUGCUCCAGAGGAUAUUUGGGUUAUAAUUAAUCUUUAUCGGCCAAGCAUCCCAAUGUGUUUACUGGUUAACGCACAUCUCAGCCUGCUAGCCAGAAAGUUUCCAGAAGUCAAGUUUCUCAAAAAUAUUGUAAACAGCUGCAUUUGGAAUUACUAUGAAUAUCUACCCACAAUACUUGUGUAUAAAACCUGUGAAAUAAAACACAGGUUCAUUGGAGCGGCUAACUGUGGGGGAAUAGACCUUAAAGUAGAGGAACUUGAAUGGAAACUAGCAUAAAUUGGAGCAAUAAAAACUGACUUAGAAGAAAACCCCCAGAAGGACAUGAUGGUGACACUGUCAGGACGAAAUAUUUCUGCUCAUAAAGACACCAUUACAAAAAGCAGUGAUGUGGUGAAACCACUUAUUACUUGA
Messenger RNA from Phalacrocorax carbo (great cormorant), 738 nucleotides. The record is from RefSeq and is a predicted model, not a curated record. Lineage: Eukaryota; Metazoa; Chordata; Aves; Suliformes; Phalacrocoracidae.